This is a messenger RNA of Nyctereutes procyonoides (raccoon dog), 1211 nucleotides long. Its product is annotated as snRNA-activating protein complex subunit 4-like. Bases 143 to 970 code for a protein of 275 amino acids. The transcript has 3 exons. NCBI's taxonomy places the organism in Eukaryota, Metazoa, Chordata, Mammalia, Carnivora, Canidae. The record is from RefSeq and is a predicted model, not a curated record.
UGCAGGUAGGCCGGGGCCCCAGGCCCUCUGGGCUGAGCCACCCUUGGCAGCCCCGGCCAACGUGGACACAGACUCAGAUCCUCCCUCCAGGACAGACCUCUUGACCAUUCCAGUGCUCUGCCAGUCCCAAAAUUCUGUGGAAAUGGGUGGUGAUGUGGCCCAUGCCUCUGGGGGACCUGCCUUCCCUGGAGAGGCACAAGUGGCCCGAGAGAUAGCUAUGCCCAGGAUACCCUCCCAAGCCACACUCCUGGCUGACCACCCUGAAGCAAAGCCCUGCAGAUCCAGCCAGCCACCUAUGCAAGCUGAGAGUGGCCCAGGAGAGACACCAGGGUCCCCAAGGCCAGGGGGACUCCCAGGGCCUCUGGGCCUGGAGAGGCCACCCCCACCGCGGCCUAGGCCUGAGAAGGGUGCCCUAGACCUGGACCUCCUGUCCCAGGAGAGCGAGGCAGCUGUGCGGGAGUGGCUGCGGGGAAAGCAGGGGGUGUGCGUGCCUCCGCUGGGGAGCAGGCUACCCUACCAGCCACCUGCCCUGUGCAGCCUUCGGGCCCUGUCUGGACUCUUGCUCCACAAGAAGACCUUAGAGCAGAGAGCUACAUCCCUCAUGCCCAGUGGGGCAGCUGGAGCCCUGCAGGCCUCACUGGGACAGGUGCGGAGGCAGCUCCAGGACAGCCCGGCCUACCUGCUGCUGAAGGCGCGGUUCCUGGCUGCCUUCACCCUCCCUGCACUCCUGGCCACCCUGUCCCCCCACGGCGUCCCCACUACCCUGUCAGUGGCCACAAGGGCUGACCCUGAGAGUGAGGAUGACCUAGGGGAGCUGGAGCUCACAUGUGGUCCUCAGGCAGGACCAGCAGCUACCAUCCCUGUUCAGGGAGCCCCAGACUCUGGGCAGAGCCUGGACGGUUGUGACACCCUUGAUGUGCGCAGAACCCGGCAUGCCUGGCAUGCCCGGAAGAGGCGGCGGCUGGUGUGAGCAGCAGGGAGGCGGGAGCCAUGCUGGACCCGAGUGAGCCCACCUGCCUGUGGAGCCCAGCUCCAACCCUCCCGGAGGAAGCAGCCUAAAGCAGUUGGAGGCUGGGGGAGGCUUCGCCGUGUGACCAUGAAGCCACUGGGGCUUAGCUGGUCCUCCAGCACAAAUCGGAAGGAAUGUUUGAAGGAAUAAAGUGAAUGGCUUAUUUUUUUAUUAAAAGGCAAGCCCCAGAUUCCUGUUGCCU